Messenger RNA from Ichthyophthirius multifiliis, 1417 nucleotides. RefSeq lists its product as hypothetical. The record is from RefSeq and is a predicted model, not a curated record. The transcript has a single exon. NCBI's taxonomy places the organism in Eukaryota, Ciliophora, Oligohymenophorea, Hymenostomatida.
CAAAAUAAAUAUUUAGUAAAAGUAAACUCAUAAAGAUUAAAUAUAUCCAUAUUAAACAUAACUUUUUGAAAUUUUUUACAUAAUUUAAAUUACAUUCUAUUCAUUACAUUAAAUAAAGCAUUUUUUGCAAACUUCAAUUAUACUUUUACUCAAAUUAAAAUACACUUCAACUAAAUCCUCAACAUCUCUAGCCGCAUAUUCUAAAUAUUAAGGACAAAUUGGUCUUUCUAAAAAUGCAGAUUAGUUAGUAUUUUCAAAGAUUUUAUGCAUUUCAUUUUUUAAAAUAUUAAUUCCAUUUCUAGCAUUAUUGUUUUACAAAACGUCAUUCAAACCUGGUUAUUUUAACUCAUCUAUACUUUUAAGAAUUGAAAAGUCAUCCCUUUGAAUUCCUAAAUAUUUUUCCAUUUAGUAUUUAAAAGCUUAACAAGCUGCAGUAUCAAAGACGUUUUUAGGACAAGCCUAAAAAAAUCUAUGUAAAGCCAAAGAAUCCUUCCUACAAUCAUGAAAUAUUUUAACAAUUUUAACAUUUUACAUAAUAUUUUAAAUACAAAUUUUAGUUUCAAUUUACAAAUUUAUAUCACUUUAUAAAUUAUUUAUAAAAUAUAUAUCAAAAAUGAAAAUUUAAGAUUUUAAUUCAUUCUUUUUAAAAAUAGAUAUUUAUAUUAGUUAAAUAAAUCCUUCCUUUCUUAGUCUUCCUUCUAAAUCUACUCCUAUUUCAGUAUGUUUAUUUAUCACAAAAUUCGCAUAUUUCAGUGUUUUUUCGUCAUCUAUAAUCACUAUUCGUUCAUUUUCGUAUUAUUUUAAAAUAUCUUCAUUUAUUUUUUCAUCUAAAAUACUUUUAUUAUUAAUUAUAGAACAUUUACAGGUAUGUAUUUUGAUAUUCUUUUUUUAUUUUAUAUCAAAUCUUAAAGCAAAGUCUCCUGUUUAACAUCUUGUAGUAUAUAUUUUUUAUGUUAAAAGGAACGAUCUUAAAUAAAAUUUAAAUUUUUAUUAAUUUCCAAAAGCUUUGACAUUAUUUUCAAAUUAUUUAAUGAUUUUUUCUUCGAAAAAUGUUAAAUUUAUUAUCGAUUUUUUCUUUUAAUAGUUUAGAAUUUUAAGGACUUCUUCUUUUACACAUUCUAAUUCAUUAUCAUACCCAAAUACCUUUUCAACAUUUGCAAAAACACUAUUUUUUUCACAAAUUUUCUCAAAUAUUAAUUAUUUAUUAUUUUCUAAAUAAUCCUUAAAAUUAGUAUUUAAUAAUUACAUAAUUUAAUGUAAUCCAGGCUAAAAAUUUGUGUUUUAUGAAUAAUAUUAUUUUCUUAUUGAGCUUUCUAAUAUUGGAAAACCUUCAUCUAUUACAUGUUUUUUACAUAAAGUUAAAAUUCUUUCAAAAAAUAUUUAUUGUAUAUUUUCAGGAUAUUUUAUUAAUAUAGUU